This is a messenger RNA of Gymnogyps californianus (California condor), 3497 nucleotides long. RefSeq names its product SAP30 like (gene SAP30L). Gene Ontology annotation, biological process: regulation of DNA-templated transcription. Gene Ontology annotation, cellular component: histone deacetylase complex. The coding region runs from base 104 to 640 and encodes 178 amino acids. Lineage: Eukaryota; Metazoa; Chordata; Aves; Accipitriformes; Cathartidae. The transcript is spliced from 4 exons. The record is from RefSeq and is a predicted model, not a curated record. Gene Ontology annotation, molecular function: transcription coregulator activity; protein binding.
CCCCCCCCGCCCCCCCCGAGGGCGCGGGGCGGCCCGGCGACGGCGGCGGCUCUUUCCCCGGUUCUCGGCUCCCCGGGCGGGGUGAGGGGCGGGCAGGUGGGCGAUGAAUGGUUUCAGCACCGAGGAGGACAGCCGGGAUGGGCCUCCCGCCGCCCCCUUUUACGGCCAGAGCUGCUGCCUCAUCGACGACGGGGACCGCUGCGUGCGCCCCGCCGGCAACGCGUCCUUCAGCAAGAGGAUCCAGAAGAGCAUCUCGCAGAAGAAGCUGAAGCUGGACAUCGACAAAAGUGUGAGACAUCUGUAUAUUUGUGAUUUUCACAAGAACUUCAUUCAAAGUGUCCGAAACAAAAGAAAGAGGAAGACAAGUGAUGAUGGAGGUGACUCUCCUGAGCAUGAAACGGAUGUCCCAGAGGUUGACUUGUUCCAGCUCCAAGUGAACACCCUGCGACGUUACAAGAGACAUUAUAAGUUGCAGACUAGGCCUGGACUCAACAAGGCUCAGCUAGCAGAAACUGUCAGUCGUCACUUCAGGAAUAUUCCUGUAAAUGAGAAAGAGACGCUUGCGUAUUUCAUCUAUAUGGUGAAGAACAACAAGAGCAGGCUGGACCAGAAAUCAGAAGGUAGCAAGCAACUAGAAUGAAGAUUAGCAAGACUUGGAAUAAGAGAGGCCUUGAAGGAACAGAUGGUAUUGUGCAUUCUAGGUAUAUAAAAACUUUUGAAGUAUAUUGUAAAUUUUUUUUUAAAUGCAGUAAGUCUGGAUGACAGAAAAAAAUAUAGACAUUCUUAUCAGGAGUAUUUGAAAACAUGUGCCCAGCAUAUUUCUGAAGACUUCUUCCCCUGAUUUCAAAGUCACAUUGGAAUAAAGAAAUGAGCAUAACGGGGAAACCAAGUAAACCUGUAGGACUGUGGAGUUUGUCAGCUCGGUGUUUUAAACCAUUUCUGGAAAUCUGCGUCUCAGUGCAAUUCAGAUCACAGAUGGAAUUUUUUCACUGAAUUCAGACUGCAUCACACACCACCAUGCAGUUUGUCUUGGCGCAGGACUGGAAUAGCGGCAGAGAUAAAAUUCAUUAUCGAGGUGCACGGGUCAGAAGUUUGUCUGAAGCUUGCUCCCCACCUACACAUGCUCUGUCUUGCCUUGAGUCAGUGCUUCAAGUCCCAAACUUCUACAAAUGCUCCAGCUCACCAAAUCUACUCCAGUGAACACUACUUGACUAGUCUGAAAUUGAUUUUGGUUUUUUUUCCCAUUUUUUCCUCCCGCCCCCUUCCGACAUGGAUGCCAAACAAGUCUGCAAUCUCUUUUUCUAAUUUCUUUUAUUUAAGAACUCACUAAUUAAUUUCUGUAAGCAUUUAAAAACUUCUGCAUUUCCUCAGAAUGUGGUGUUAAAGCAAAUACAGCUUAUUUGCUGGGUUUGAUCAUGUUGGUAGAAAUGCUCGUUUGAUUCACUUACGCGUAAGUCCCUUGUAUUCAAGGCUCAAUGAUGGUAGGUGAAACAGUGGCUUAAGACAUCUGUCUCAAUCUCUGUGUCAGAUCAGGUAUCAGUCACAGGUGAUGUGAAUUUUAUACUGAAGCUAGUCUUUAGCAAGUGUCACAAAACUGCUGUGUGGAUUAGCGGGCACGGCAGCCUCCGUUUAGUAUAAAGCAGACUUUGUAUGCUAAUGGGUGUAGCACCAUAACCGGGGUAGUAAACUGACUGGAGCAUGAUGCAUUUCAUCUGUCUUUGCAACGGGCAAAAAGUAUCAAAGCACUUGCCUUUUGUGAGCAUUACGUGUGCUUUCAUAAGAGCUAUGUGAGUGGAGGGUGGCAUGCCGGUGCUCUUUAACUGGGCGCUGUAGGAGGAGAUUGCUCUGAUUUUGUUAUUUAAAGCCAAGGUGUCCUUACAAAUAACACAGUGGUUAUUUUGGCGAAAGGAGCUUAUAAAAGUGUUGGUCGUGACUGACUGUUCUCCAGUGACCUCAAAUUCUAUUCAAGGGGAUCUCAUGAUUUAAAGCACCACUCUGUUUUUUUUGCUGUCCUAACCAAUGUCUCCAUUCUGUUACAAGAUGCCAAGACUCCACAUAGAGAAUAUAUUCUCAACAAGCCUUAAGCAACGAACUGAACAGUAGAAAACUAUGGCUAGCAUUUUGUCAAUGGCAGGUUUUAAUAUUCCAAAACUGGAUGAAGCUUUGUUGAAGAGCUAAAUACACAGGUCAUGAUCCCAGCUUAGUACUGCAUCGUGUUUCGUAAGGCGUGGAGGGUUCACUUAGUGAAGCUCUCGUUGAAGCCUUCCCAGGGUCUCUUUAAAAAUCAAGUCACAAUUUAAAGCAAGCUGUUCACUUCAGCUCUGAAGUGUUUGCUAAUACUCCAGAAACAUGUUCGAACAAAAUUCAACAUGUCUGAGUCCUGUGUUGUAGACAGAAAUACUCUGUUAUGGUACACGUCCCAUUUGUGAAGUUUUGGGGAGUGUGAUUGUUUCAGCAUUUCCUUGUUUGAUUCACUAUGGAUUUUAAGAACAUCAGACAAGAGAGAGGUUCAAGGAAGGAGGAGAGAAUGUCUUGCGUCAGUAUUUCAUGAAUGUUUAAAAAUUUCCUAAUUACGCUGGUCCUUUCCUUAUUGAAAGGGUGGAGUGAUUCCCACAUCAGUCAACAUGAUCUGGCUUCUCUCAUUCAGGACAGAUAGCUAAAAGGGUACGUUCUCUUGACCGCAUGUUCAUCUUCAAAGUGCUCAUGUAAUCAGAGGAUAUUACCAAGGGAAAAUGAGUUUCUGAGUUGAGAGGGUUAUGCCUCAUUGUAAGUUCUAGACCAAAACUGUAAAAAUGUAGUUUGUUUGGGAUUUACUUUUUUGUUGUUGUAUUUUGUUUUGUUUUAUUUCUAAGAGUAAAUAAAUCUGUUGGGGUGUUUUAGCAGCCAGCAGCAAAAUGAUUCUUUUCAAGGAAAUAUGGUGGCAGGUUCCAUCUGUUCAGGUGUGUUCACUGGAAUGCUUUUGUGCAGAGGUGGUAUCCAGGAAACUUUUCUUUUUUUCCUGAAAAUAGUCAAUGGAUGUGAAAUGUGAUCCUUGUUGGUUUCACUCUUAAAGCAAUUAUACUUUUUUGAAAAAAUUCUUAGUGAAGUGUGAUGAUGAAGAGAUGUUUACCAGCCAUUAGCAGUUGUUUAUAAGGUGGAAAGCUUGGAGGCAAGACACCAAAGAAACAGAAGAAUCUUUGGCUGUCGGACCCCAUGGCCUUAUAAACCCUUGCAAAUGCCUUAUUACCUUGUUCUCAACUUAGCUAGAGCAAAACGCCUUGAGCAAAAGAAAGCCGAUGUCUUGUUGGAAGGGUUAGCCACUUCAUGGCUCCCAUGCUGUAAACUGAAAUCACACGUCAAUUCAGUAGCAAUAUCCAUGUUCAGGGUGCCUGUGAUUCUUGAAAAGCAUUUAGUGUCUAAUAACCAGAAAACGCAACAAUGCAAUUGUCGUUCUGUAUAAUGCCAUUCUGUGUAUUUGAUUCCUUAUGCUGCAUGCCAAUUAAAAAAGACUUUCCAAC